Messenger RNA from Alosa sapidissima (American shad), 624 nucleotides. RefSeq names its product olfactory receptor 1D2-like. Gene Ontology annotation, biological process: G protein-coupled receptor signaling pathway. Gene Ontology annotation, molecular function: G protein-coupled receptor activity; olfactory receptor activity. The transcript has 3 exons. The record is from RefSeq and is a predicted model, not a curated record. Gene Ontology annotation, cellular component: membrane. Lineage: Eukaryota; Metazoa; Chordata; Actinopteri; Clupeiformes; Clupeidae. The coding region runs from base 1 to 624 and encodes 207 amino acids.
AUGGGGAACUUAUCUACUUUUAAAUUCUUUAUUCUUUCUGGGCUGCAGGACUCAGGAGUUUACAAGCCUCUGUACUUCUUGUUGGUGUUUGUCCUUUACAUCCUCAUUAUUAUAGUCAACUUAACUUUGAUCUUUAUUGUGACAGUGGAUAGAAGCCUCCAUGAGCCCAUGUACAUUUUCAUCUGCAAUCUGUGUGCAAACGGACUCUAUGGGACUGUUGGUUUUUACCCUAAAUUUUUGCUGGACUUGCAAUCUGAUAUUCACAUAAUAAGCUACAGUUGGUGCAUGAUUCAAACGUAUGUGAUUUACAGCUCUGCUCUGUGUGAAAUGACUAUUUUAACAGUGAUGUGUUAUGACCGCUAUGUGGCAAUUUGCAGACCACUGCAAUACCACAACAUUGUAACUCCUCGUGCUGUGUUGAAGUUGCUUGUAUUAGCCUGGUCAUAUCCUCUCUUGUCAGCAGCAAUAGGUACACUCCUUACUUCUAGAAUACCCUUUUGUGGAUCACACAUCUAUAAACUAUUCUGUGACAAUGCUUCAAUGGUUUGUAUGUCAUCCAGUGAAGCUAGAACAAAGUUCAGUAAAACUUGUGUGCCUCAUAUUGUAGUUAUGAAUUUACGAUAA